This is a messenger RNA of Morus notabilis, 1270 nucleotides long. RefSeq names its product nudix hydrolase 26, chloroplastic. Gene Ontology annotation, molecular function: bis(5'-adenosyl)-pentaphosphatase activity; guanosine-3',5'-bis(diphosphate) 3'-diphosphatase activity. Gene Ontology annotation, biological process: ribose phosphate metabolic process; nucleoside phosphate metabolic process. The record is from RefSeq and is a predicted model, not a curated record. The transcript is spliced from 6 exons. NCBI's taxonomy places the organism in Eukaryota, Viridiplantae, Streptophyta, Magnoliopsida, Rosales, Moraceae. Gene Ontology annotation, cellular component: chloroplast. The coding region runs from base 83 to 790 and encodes 235 amino acids.
ACUUUUUUUUAAAUAAAAAAUUUAUAGCUCUUCCUCUCGUAUGAAUAAGGAGUAUAGUGUGGAUCGGUAGACAGAGAAUUGAAUGGGUUUAUGCCGAUUGAUCUGCCUUAGUUCCCCACUUCGUCUUCACCGUCUUUCUCCGUCUCCACCGAUUCUCCUCGCACUUCCUACGCUAUCUCUAUCUUUCCCAUAUUACCCUCACCACUCGUCUAAAUUUUCACCUCUGACACUCCUCCUCGUCCCACAAAAGCGUCUCUUUCGUUGCGUUCAAUCCUCGUUUUCUUCUUCUUCUUCUUCUUCCUCCAUGGAAGCUCCUCCCCAAGGUUACAGGAGAAAUGUCGGUAUCUGUCUAAUCAACGAUGACAAAAAGAUUUUUGCUGCGUCGAGGUUGGACAUCCCGGAUUCCUGGCAAAUGCCGCAGGGUGGUAUUGAUGAGGCCGAGGAUCCAAGAACCGCAGCCGUCAGGGAAUUAAGAGAAGAGACAGGAGUGAGUUCGGCAGAAAUUCUUGCAGAGGCACCAUACUGGUUGACAUACGACUUCCCGCCAAACGUCAGGGAAAAACUUAGACAUCAGUGGGGAGGAGACUGGAAAGGCCAGGCGCAAAAGUGGUGUCUUUUCAAAUUCACCGGAAACGAUGAAGAAAUCAAUCUUUUGGGCGACGGGACUGAAAAACCUGAGUUUGGUAACUGGUCGUGGAUGUCGCCAGAACAAAUAAUUGACCUUGCUGUUGAUUUCAAGAAGCCCGUUUACAAGGAAGUUUUAGCGGUUUUCACACCAUAUCUUCAAUAACCUUGAGUGAAAAUACUAUUUCUUUUACAAAGUGAGUAGAAAGCAAAAGUAGUCCAAUGAACAGUCAUAUUUAAGAUUGUAUCUGAUGGACAUAAUAGCCGAUAACCGUCCCAUUUCUAUUGUUCCUUUGAAGUGGCAAAUGAGCUCCAUAUGCAUAUGCUACCAUGAGCUGAUUCAAAAUUCGAUGUUUCAUGUUAACGAUUGAAAGCUCGCAGUCAAGUGCUCUCAACAGCCUACAAGGAAGAACUAAAGCAACUUGGGACACCGGUGCGGUGCCGGUCAAAGGCCAUCCGAUGCUCAAGUUUGUAGCUUUGGAAUGAUUUUGACAGUUUUGGCACGCACAAGGGGGCUUACUUUUCUCUUUCGAAGGCAUGGUAUUUAUAUAUGAACGUUGUAGAGCUAUGGUGUUCACCACGUACACAGGUCCCGCGUUUGUUGUUUAAGUAUUAAAAAAAAAUGAGUGAAUUAAUUAAUAAUAAA